Molecule: messenger RNA, 1065 nt
Organism: Musa acuminata AAA Group (dessert banana)
Lineage: Eukaryota; Viridiplantae; Streptophyta; Magnoliopsida; Zingiberales; Musaceae
Exons: 1
Coding region: 58-978 (306 amino acids)
Source: RefSeq, a predicted model, not a curated record
AACUAACGCCAAAAAAACCCAAACUGAAGACAAAGAGGACGCGGAAACAGACAGACAAUGCAAGCGAGAGUCGAACCUGCCCUCAUGCCUUGCCCGCCUUUUAGAAGUGAUCGCUGCGUCUCCGCCGCCCAUCGCAACACCCCCAGGAGCAUCCCCGCCGUCCAUUUCGACUCCCACACGACCAUCUCCCCGGCCGCCCCUCGCCCUCCAGAACCGCCUCGUCGAAAUGACGACGGUAGCGAGGAGGAGUGCGAGGAUGACCAGGACGAGUGCGAAUUCGAAUUCGCCCUCGUGCUCAUCGAUCCCGAGAACGGCAAAGAAAAGGCCGCCGCCGACGAGAUCUUCUUCGACGGCCGCAUCCGCACUCUCUACCCUGCCGAUGGCCGCGCGCAUCGAGAGCGGGUCCGCCGGAUGUCGGGCAAUGAUCAGCAGCGGGUCUCCAGCCUGGACUCGACGUCGUCGUCGUCGGAGGUGGACGAGCUGGAGCGGGUCGCGCCGGGCACGUACUGCGCCUGGGAGCCGAGGAAGCCGAAGGCGCCCGCGCAGGGGCGGUGCAAGAAGAGCAACUCCACCGGGUCCCUGCGGCGGUGGCGCAUCCGGUACCUGGUAAAGAGACGGAGCCAGAGCGACGGGAAGGAGAAGUUCGUGCUCCUCUCCGCGGAGCAGAAGAGAGGGUGUUCACCACGAAACCCUCGACGUGAUUCGGCGGAGGCAGGCGCGGUAAAAGAGGACGACAGUGGAGAGGAGGAGGGGAAGAAGGAGGGUGGGAAACCGAGAAGGCGGGUCGAGUGGGAUUUGGUCACCGGCGACCAGGUGUACUCUGGCAAAGGCAGCAGGCAGGCGGCGAAACGCGGCGCCGGGCGGCCGUUCUUGCCGUACAAGCAAAACGUGGUCAGGUUCUUCGCCAUUGCGAAUGGCCUCGGCCGCUUUGUUUUUGUUUUCUCCUUAUGUUUUCUUUUUGUGUGUUUGUUUUCUUAACAAAAAAUAUUUUUUUUGGUAAAACCUGAAAAGAUGUACCAUUUUCGUUGUAUAGAUUAACAUUUCUACCAUAACACUUCAACAAUG